AUGGAGCAUAACUUACCUCGCCAAAUUCCUAGCGUCUCUCCCUCUAAAUCACGCUAUGGACAAUCCUCCACUUCUCCAUCGUCUACUGAGACCCCUACGUCAAUUCCAUGUCAAGCAAAAAUAACAAACCCCCGCGCGGGCGACCGAUUCCGACCGGGUGACACGAUGAACGUCACUUGGAAUUUGAUUGGCAAUGAAUGUGCAACGGACGGUGUGGUGCCGAAACAUG
This is a messenger RNA of Acaulospora morrowiae, 229 nucleotides long. The record is from the annotation of a GenBank genome assembly. NCBI's taxonomy places the organism in Eukaryota, Fungi, Glomeromycota, Glomeromycetes, Diversisporales, Acaulosporaceae.